AUGGAUGACUUCCUCCAGUCCCUAAACGGCUAUAUUACUCAAUCAGGUCUUAAGUGGCUCGAGCCUAGAUAUUAUAUGGGUAUUGCAAACUACUGCAGCUUAAAACGCACUGUGUCGAUGAUGAAUGCAUUGCUUGGCUUUUAUAAAAACUAUAGUCGCAUUGAAGAAAGCGCUCUGCCUAGAACUGAGUUUCAGAGGCCAUUGCCCGAAGACUACGCCAUGCGAGGACUUACAUGGGCGGACAGAGUGUCCCCUAAUACUUUCUUCUCGAACGAGAAGAUCGACGAUGACGAGAAGUACGUUGACUUUCCUUUCACGGCCGAGGAGCGCAAGGAGCGCGUAUUGUGGCUGGGACACAAGAUUGCCAGUUCGAGAAAAUGGCUACGGUAUAACUCGUCGAUUCAUGAGUUCAGCGUUGAUGACGACGAGGGUGACGAGGGUGACGAGGGUGACGAGGGUGACGAGGGGGGACAGGGAGGAGCGGUGGAAAAGGAGCGGUGGAGGGGAAAAGGGAGUUGGGAAGAAGGAUAA
Molecule: messenger RNA, 531 nt
Organism: Podospora pseudocomata
Lineage: Eukaryota; Fungi; Ascomycota; Sordariomycetes; Sordariales; Podosporaceae
Exons: 2
Coding region: 1-531 (176 amino acids)
Molecular function (GO): protein binding
Source: RefSeq, a predicted model, not a curated record